Molecule: messenger RNA, 420 nt
Organism: Pipra filicauda (Wire-tailed manakin)
Lineage: Eukaryota; Metazoa; Chordata; Aves; Passeriformes; Pipridae
Gene: GRIFIN
Product: galectin-related inter-fiber protein
Exons: 4
Coding region: 1-420 (139 amino acids)
Molecular function (GO): carbohydrate binding
Source: RefSeq, a predicted model, not a curated record
AUGGCACUGCGGUUCGAGGCCCUGUACCCAGAGGGAAUCUGUCCUGGAUGGAGCAUCAUGGUCAAGGGCGAGACCAGUUCCAGUUCAAGCAUGUUUGAAAUCAAUUUGCUUUGUGAUCCUGGAGACCAAAUCGCUCUCCACUUUAACCCUCGCUUCUCCAGCUCCAGAAUCAUCUGCAACUCCUUCCUAGACAGCCAGUGGGGGAAGGAAGAGGUUAACACCACCUUCCCCUUCGAAGCAAAGGAGCCUUUCCAGGUUGAAAUCUACUCCGAUCAGGACUAUUUCCACAUUUUCAUCAAUGAAAACAAAGUCCUGCAGUACAAGCACCGGCAGAAGAAUCUUUCAUCCAUCACCAAGCUGCAGAUUCUCAAUGAUAUUGACAUUUCUUCAGUGGAAAUCACCAAACGAGGUCUUUACUAG